AUGGCUGAAGGUGCUAAAUCCAUUUUUGAUACUGUAUUAAACAAAACCAAAGAAGUUGUUAAUACUGCAGCUACUGCCACAAAGGGAUUAGCUGAUGUUGCAUAUGAGAAUGUUUCCAAGAUAAUUCCUGGACAAGUAAUUGGAAACCAUCAAUCUGAUACACAAGCAGCUGCUGGAAUUGACCAAAAUUCUCAAGUUCAGGAUGGUGGACAAGGAAAACAACCUCAACAAUAA
Messenger RNA from Strongyloides ratti, 234 nucleotides. RefSeq lists its product as hypothetical. The record is from RefSeq and is a predicted model, not a curated record. Lineage: Eukaryota; Metazoa; Nematoda; Chromadorea; Rhabditida; Strongyloididae. The coding region runs from base 1 to 234 and encodes 77 amino acids. The transcript has 3 exons.